Messenger RNA from Mollisia scopiformis, 989 nucleotides. RefSeq lists its product as uncharacterized. The transcript is spliced from 3 exons. Lineage: Eukaryota; Fungi; Ascomycota; Leotiomycetes; Helotiales; Mollisiaceae. The record is from RefSeq and is a predicted model, not a curated record. The coding region runs from base 190 to 783 and encodes 197 amino acids.
AAUCGAACAAAUCGGAUUCAAGCAAACCCCCAAUCGCGCUCGCAAUCAGCCAUCAGUCAGCCGUCAACCAACAAAGACAUUGUCUCACAAAGUCCCAAACGCACCCAGGGUAACAUUCCAAAUUUGCGGCAAUUCUGGCUCCUCUGCUCUGGCUCUACACUUCAUACCUAUCAUCUAGACCAGAGAAGCAUGGCAGAAGGUCUCCAGAUAGCGCAGGUAAUUGCAGAUCUACAGACACUGCAAAACGCAGACCCCACAGCAGCAACCAACCUCCUCUCCGCCUCGAAAAACCCGCGACCCUCCCUCUCCACCACGGCCUCGUCGCGCCGAAAGUCCUCAAACGCAAUCCCAAGAGCCGGCACAUUUACCGACGCACCACAACAAGCACGGUUCGACAAACUCGGGCGAAGGAUCGUGGUCCCGCGCUCGUCUGCCGGGAAUGGGACUGGGACGCCGCCGCCGCCCUUGAGCCGGAGCGCGAGUUCCUUUGGGAGACUGAAUGGGAAUGGAAACAAUAAUGGGUUUGGGAGCUUGGGUGGAAGUUUGAGUGCCAGUCGGAGUGGGAGUGGGGUUGGGACUCCUGUUGAAGGGACUCCAGAUGAGGACAUGAAGAGGGCAAAGACGCUUCUUGAACUGUUCGAAAUGAGGGGGAAAUUCAAGCAGAUGGGUGAUACUGGCUUGACGAGAGCGAAGCAGAGAGUUGAUAAUGUUGUGGAAAAGUACGCCAAAAUGGAAUUGGAAGAGAGAGAAAAGGCGGCAAAAGCGAGACACCUAGAUGCUUAAAUACUCCCUUCACGUACAUGAAGUAACGGCCUAAAGCGGUAAAGGUAUGGGAUUGGAAGCACGGCGUUCGGUAUAUACCCUAUGUUUUACGGGAUGGAAAAGGACGUACACGUAUUACUCACUACUCAUUAAUUCUAAGUGUUGAACGAAGUCUGAGAUCUAGGAGGAAGAGCUUGAAUUCAUCUACAAGUCUAGGGUCGUCGUCG